AUGCCACCUUCUCCCUCAACCAACGUCGCCACGUUGAAACAAGCAUUCGCACACUUGAAUGCUCGCAACAUCAACGGAUGCCUCCGCCUCAUGCGUCCAGAUUUCAUCAUCAACAUCGCCGAGAUGCCUUACCAGAAGCGCGGCCACGACGCCUGGAGAAAGCAUGCCCAGAUACUAUUCGAUACGUUUCCCGAUGUUAAAGUCCAUGUUGAAGACCUAGUUGCUGCGGAGGACAAAGUCGCUGUGCGUGUGAGGAUCAAAGGAACUCAUCGCGGGGAGUUCCUGGGGGUACGGGGCACAGGAAAGAUGAUUGACUACGUGAGCCAUGAGAUGUAUCGAUUUGAGAAUGGUGAGCUGGCUGAGGAGUGGAUAUGCUCUGAUAGUUUGACGUUGAUGACGCAGAUUGGGGCUUUGUCUAAGGGGCGACUUAUAUCGAUGUGGUUGUCGGGGUAUCGGUUCUGGCUGGGACUGGUUACGGGAUCCUUUUUCACUUGGUUUCUGCGGUAUGUGAUGUAG
This is a messenger RNA of Pochonia chlamydosporia 170, 516 nucleotides long. Its product is annotated as snoaL-like polyketide cyclase domain-containing protein. Bases 1 to 516 code for a protein of 171 amino acids. Gene Ontology annotation, biological process: polyketide metabolic process. The transcript has a single exon. The record is from RefSeq and is a predicted model, not a curated record. NCBI's taxonomy places the organism in Eukaryota, Fungi, Ascomycota, Sordariomycetes, Hypocreales, Clavicipitaceae.